ACACACACACACACACACACACACAGAGACACACACACACAGACACACACGCAUAUAGGGCUAGUUCAAGUAAGGAUAGGGACCGUCCUUGGCUGAACUUAACGUUACAAAUAGGAGCUGCGGUAUUCCAAGUGGAGCACAGAGCAGAGGUGCGCCACACCAGACGAUAAUAUUAAGUAACAGCACUGAGUGAAUCUGCGGCAGUAAACCACUCAGCGGCUCAGUGAGAGGACAGCAGGAAGGAGUUAGACUGAGAAAGAGAGAGGGAAAGCGAGGAGGAAGAGAGAGAGAGGGAGAGAGAGAGAGAGACAGGGAGAGUCUAGCCAGCGCUUCUCCCUGAACCGGACAACAGAGGUUUGGAGAGUUGGCGGAUCCAUGAGCACCGGCGGACAGAAUUCAUCAUUCCAGUGAGGUGGCAUUGUUGCUGCACCAUCAGAGCUACAGAGAGUCUAGCAGCCAGCCAGCACCACACAGCGGUACUCUCCACUUAACACUGUGGGACAACUCCAAACUCGAGUGCGGUGAGGUAACAUUUAACUGUCGGACGAGAGCACCAGCUGUGAUGUUUGAAGAGGAGUCCCAGCAGAUGAGGGGGCAGCAGGACGUGGCUAUGCUCCAAACCCUGGAAGCCCCUGCGGCUCCAGCUCCGGCUCCAGCUGGAGGAGCAACAGCUCCUCUGUCUUUCACAGAUGAAGCCGUGUCCAUUCUGACUUCCAGCAGCCUGCUGGCCCGCUCCCUGCUGGGUCGCACCUCUGCAAUUAAACGCAAAGACUGCCCUGCUUCCGCCAGCGCCAUUCGACGCAAGCGUGAGUUCAUCCCCCAUGACAAGAAGGACGAGGGCUACUGGGACAAGAGGAGGAAGAACAAUGAGGCAGCCAAGCGCUCGCGAGAAAAGCGGCGUGUAAACGACAUGGUCCUGGAGAACCGUGUCCUGUCCCUGCUUGAGGAAAAUGCUCGUCUCAGGGCAGAGCUUCUGGCUCUGAAGUUCCGCUUUGGCCUGGUGAAAGACCCUUCCAACACCCCAAUUCUCCCCCUUACCCCAGCUCCUUGCCCAACUCAAGCCAUGGCUCCUCACUAUUAUCUCCCCAGGGGCGAUGGAGCCCUCUCCAGUGCCCCAGCUACACAUCCUACCAACCAGACGAGCCAGUUAAGUGUCCGAGGUUCCAGGGAUACCGGCAAUGUGUCAGAGGACUCAGGGUUCUCUACACCAGGCGGCUCCAGUGUGGGCAGCCCUAUCUUUUUUGAAGACCGGCUGAGUGACCACGGGAAGUUAUCUCCACACAGGGCAGAGGAGCUGGGCUACGAGCUCCACCAUUCCCCUGCUGAUAUCCAUGGCCACCACACUGCAGGACUCAAUCCCUGCCCAGGGAAGGUGGACCCAGCUGACACGAUGAAAAACCUUCCUUACAAGCUGCGAUUCAAGAUGCCUGGCAGCGGGGAGGGUGCUGAGGCUGCAGGGGAUAACACCAGCGCCAGGCGCAGCCCCACGCUGUCCUCAGCUGGACGGGAGGGUCCCAGAGAGCCUCUCAAAGGACAAGGACUGAGCGGAGGGGAAACAGGAGCAGGACACAGUGGCCCUUGGCCCCAGCAGAUGGAAGCAGAGGAGAGCCGAAGAGGGAGACAGUCCCCUCAAUACAACAACUCAGCAACUGGGUAUAACCCCCAGCCUCCAGCGCAGGGACAGAGCGAGGUCCAGUAUCAGAAUGAGAACAGCUUCCUCAAGUCGCAGCUCACCUCCCUCAGCGAGGAGGUGGCCCAGCUGAAGAAACUGUUCACAGAACAGCUCAUGGCCAAAGUCAAUUGAGGACAAGAACUGGGUCAAAUAAACAUUUACCGAUCUCUAGACUGUAAAGGAGAACAUCCAAAAGUUUGACGUGACCCUACAGAAACUGAGCACAAAAAUGAGUGGAUGACAGCUGGACAGAAGUCCAAAAAGAUCGAAAAGACCUUAUGAUAAACUGUUCAAGCCUAACAAAACUUUUUAUGCUGUGCUGUUUUAAUUUCAGACAAUGUAUUUUACUGUAUUAAGUGUCUCUAAGCACUCAUCUCAUAAUGUGCUGUUUCAAUUUCAAUAACCCAAACUGUUUAAGUCAUUACUCCAUUGUGGGCCAUUGCUCUAACAGGGAAUCUCAGCCGUUAUAGCACUGUAAAUGUAUAAUAAUCUCUCAAUUCCAUACACUGUGACCACCUAAACCCACACAUAUAAUAAAACUGUUUACAUAGCUUACUAUUGCAUAAUGAUUCUCAUCCCGUCAUUACAAUGCUAGCUCUACUUCACCGCCUCGCUUGGUCUUAUGGAAACAAUGGGCCUCGGUGGUUUGGCGGCUCUGAAACUGCCAAGUACUGAACACUGUACAAUUCAACUGGAAUCAGCCAGCAGGUUGUUAACACCACAGUGGAAGUGCUGUUUACAGUUUUGUAAUUGGAAGGGUAUUACUUACUGCUCAACCACUCCAAGAUUUCCACCGUUGAGACAUCGCUAAAACCUGUAAACACAACCACAGACAGACGGUAGAUACACAUAAACAUACACUGCAAUAGCAAGAGUACAUUGAUUAGCUGUCAUAACCCACUUCAAGCUAUUAGAAAGCUUUGAUCUGUGCACCUAUUAUGAGUUUUCUAUCUCACAAGCCGGUGUAUGGGGGUUUUAGUCUUGUUUUUCAUCACUUAUGUGUGAAGCAGCAUCGUGUCACACAGUCAUGUCAGGAGAGAAUUAAAUUCAAGUGUGAGGGGCUCCGUUCAGGAAAGGCACUGCAGCAUCUGCUUACUGAAAUGGUUCAGGUUCCAGGUUUGUAAUCAGUUUCAAGUACAUACACGGGGAGUUAUAUUUUUAUUACUGCACUGUUAUCUGUACUGAGGUGAUGAGAGCAAUUUGUUGUCUUGUGUCUGUCUGUACAUUUUUGUAACUGUGAAUAAAUCUUUGACAGUAUCGACUUCUA
Molecule: messenger RNA, 2939 nt
Organism: Myripristis murdjan (pinecone soldierfish)
Lineage: Eukaryota; Metazoa; Chordata; Actinopteri; Holocentriformes; Holocentridae
Gene: nfil3-6
Product: nuclear factor, interleukin 3 regulated, member 6
Exons: 2
Coding region: 563-1804 (413 amino acids)
Biological process (GO): circadian rhythm; regulation of DNA-templated transcription
Cellular component (GO): nucleus
Molecular function (GO): DNA-binding transcription factor activity; DNA binding
Source: RefSeq, a predicted model, not a curated record